AUGAGGACCCGGCCUCAUACCAAGAACAUGAGGACCCGGCCUCAUACCAAGAACAUGAGGACCCGGCCUCAUACCAAGAACAAGAGGACCCGGCCUCAUACCAAGAACAUGAGGACCCGGCCUCAUACCAAGAACAUGAGGACCCGGCCUCAUACCAAGAACAUGAGGACCCGGCCUCAUACCAAGAACAAGAGGACCCGGCCUCAUACCAAGAACAUGAGGACCCGGCCUCAUACCAAUAACAAGAGGACCCGGCCUCAUACCAAGAACACGAGGACCCGGCCUCAUACCAAGAACAAGAGGACCCGGCCUCAUACCAAGAACAAGAGGACCCGGCCUCAUACCAAGAACAUGAGGACCCGGCCUCAUACCAAGAACAUGAGGACCCGGCCUCAUACCAAGAACAUGAGGACCCGGCCUCAUACCAAGAACAUGAGGACCCGGCCUCAUACCAAGAACAAGAGGACCCGGCCUCAUACCAAGAACACGAGGACCCGGCCUCAUACCAAGAACAAGAGGACCCGGCCUCAUACCAAGAACAUGAGGACCCGGCCUCAUACCAAGAACAUGAGGACCCGGCCUCAUACCAAGAACAUGAGGACCCGGCCUCAUACCAAGAACAUGAGGACCCGGCCUCAUACCAAGAACAAGAGGACCCGGCCUCAUACCAAGAACACGAGGACCCGGCCUCAUACCAAGAACAAGAGGACCCGGCCUCAUACCAAGAACAUGAGGACCCGGCCUCAUACCAAGAACAUGAGGACCCGGCCUCAUACCAAGAACAUGAGGACACGGCCUCCUACAAGCCUGGCCAGCACUGAUAUCAUUUUUACGUUAUCGUAA
Procambarus clarkii (red swamp crayfish) is the source of this 843-nucleotide messenger RNA. RefSeq lists its product as uncharacterized. NCBI's taxonomy places the organism in Eukaryota, Metazoa, Arthropoda, Malacostraca, Decapoda, Cambaridae. The record is from RefSeq and is a predicted model, not a curated record.